UUCUACGUGACUGUACCGAAAGAACCAAGAAGAUGAAUCCCUGCAGUCACGAAAGCUUUAAAUCGAAAAAUAAGAUGUCCCCCUUGCCCGCAAGUGAAAGGCUUUUGGCUCUGCACUGUAUGCGCUCACUAUUGUGCUUCUGAUUUAAAUGAAGGGGUUUUAUUCUCCGCAUUCUCCCCCUGUUGAAUUGUUUAGGAACAUUGCAUCCCGUCUCUCAAUGCAUACACGCAGCACAGAGCGUGCACGCGUGCAUGCAUAUUGCACACUGAUGCAGAACGUUCUGGCUUUGGAAUUCACGAAAGACCGGGCCAGCGUUUACGCCAGGAAUUUAUGUUUCUCUGCGUUGACAUUUGGCAUCGCUGUUUUACAAUAGAUGGGGAUGAAUUCACAUAGACGCCACACCGCAUUGGGGUGUUGGAGGAGGGAGUGGCGGUGGAAUGGUCAGCGCACUGCGCUACGAUCCACCUCCCCUCCUCUUCACCAACCCACACUGACUAGUGUGGUGAAGUAUAACCACCCCCCCCCCCCCCCCCAUGACUGACCACGUAUUCACUCUAAAUUAUUCGGCAUAAUAUUCCAAUCGCAUUCUCAUGAUAUUGGUUAUUAGUGAUUUUUAAUAUUAUAUAUGAUUUAAAUAGAAUGAUUACUUUUAGCCUAUAUUCAACAGAAUAUUGUGCCAGUCAUGAGGGUUGUUUGACUAUACUUCACCAUGCUGGCCAUUGAGGGAUGGUGAGUGGGGGGAAGAGUGCCCACAACCUUUUUGAUAUCAAUCGCCGUUGAUGUUAGCCUUGGCCAUAUAUCGAACUCAGAUUGCCGGUGUUAUAGUGCAGUCUGCCAAUCACUCUGCCACCACUCCCCAAAUUCAUUAUCAUGGUAGACGUUCACAUUUACACAUGUGACAAUGACAAGGUUAAAACAAAUAGUGUUCAGUGGUGUCUAGCACGUUUUUUUGUCCCUUUGGCAAGUGCAUUACUGCAGGCUUAUGUUUUGUUUUCGUGCCGAUUAAAAUGCAUUAUGUGCAUGAGGAAAAAAGAGAAGUCAUCAGUUUUACACUCGUGGCAGUCAUUAGAUUAUAUGGCCCAGACUAUGGGCCAUGACUGCAGUCUGGUAACGAUUACCGUGCAGAAUUUGUAAUGGUCAGUUUGGCUUGACGUCUAGGCCCAGGUAUUAGUAUUCAUUGGCAGACCACACUGUACACACUUGUAUUGCAAUCGCCACUGCUUUUACCUACACGCGGAGAGGUCUCUGUUGGGGUAUGUUCCUUACACUUAAAUGUCUGUACAAAAUAUGCCGUGACGUGUUAUUGCACCAAUAAUAUAAACUUAAUGGCAAUUUAUCUGCCCAAGCAUAUUAAGCAUUCAUGAAGCUUCCUACAUUUAUAGCUUCUACAGUCGUGUGGCGAUUGGUACCUGGUCACUAGGCAAAGGGUAUAUAAUUUCACAAAUACAUUUUUGUGCAGUAUAAUAAAUAAAUAAAAAUUGCAAUUAUAUAAUUUGGUGAACAAAGCAAUAUCACACAUUUAUGAUUUAUUGAGGUGGUUUUUAAACAUUGUAUGUUUUAUAUAUGUAUAAAUUGUAAUUUUAUUUAUCAUGCAUUUUUAUUUUUCAUUUUGCUUUGCUUGAAUAAAUGUUACCGCACUCGGCCUUCCAUAUUCAGAAUGUAGCCUGUGAACACCCCUUUUUAUUUUGAAUCGAUAUGCCUCCGUAUUAUUUAUCACAAUGUCAGCAGGGCUGUGCAGGUUUCCUUGGCCGGAUGUUACGUGCGGUUUAAAUUUAACACUUUCUUUUUUGGCGUUGUGUGCAUUAUAUCAUUUUCCUUUUCGCCUCCCAUAUUUCGGUCCUGUCCCCCCCCCCAACACUUGUUAGCGGCUUGAGGACGCGGCUCAGCUAGCCUCUCUUGAAAUACCCCCUCCACGUCGCUCCUCCUCCUCCUCCUCCCAGCUUGGCUUUCUUCCUAUAGACCAUCACUUGCAUAGACGCGGAAGCACAUCAAUCCUCGAGGCACCAGCGCAGCAUUUUCGCCCCAUCCGCCGGGCUGUUAGCCGCGCCCUGUCGCGGGGAGCUAAGCACUGCUACUCGCAGGUUAUCGCGCUGUCGUUGGCUAGCAUGCAGCGCCUCGCCGCUCAGCGAUCAUCCAGCGAGCCACCACCCUUCGCGCACGACCGGCACGGUGCGCAAAGCAGGCAGAAUCCCUUGGGCCAUCCUCCCGACUGCGGCUGUUACGCCUACGCCGCUCAUGGCCAGCCGGACGAGCCCUUCCCUCGCCCGACCCCGGCGCGGUGCGGAGUCGCUCCGGGGCAUCGUUACCAACCUCCGUCCAUAUACGCCCACCCGCCGUCGGACAGGUUGUCUGGAAGCCCUCCAAGUGCUCCGCCGCGGCAGCAGUUUCCCGGCACCGCCGGCUCGUCCGACGGCGGUGCCGCUCAGCUUCUGCCGCCGUCGUUGCAGAGCUUUCAGUACCCGCUCGUAUACCACGUCCUUCCUCCGGCGCAAAAGCUCGUCAUGCAGCCUGUCCCGGGUGUCCACGGCAUGGCCUACGGAGUUCCCCCUGCCUCCCCCUUCCUCCUGGUCAGCACGCAGCAAGCCAUGCAUGUGUGCCACGUCCCUUACUGCCCGUCUCCACAAGCCGGCGCCUGCUAUUGCCAUCCCACGAGCGCCACCCUCGACUCGCUGAAUUUGGCCACCGGACAAUGCUCAGUCGCCCCGCCCAUCAAGUCGAUCCCCCACUCGGCCCCCGCUGCCCCGUGCUCCGAGCGGCAUGGACCCCCCAUUGUGGUGCAGCCGGCGGUCGAGGCGAGAUACCAACCCUCUCGGGUGGAGCACUGGGAGGCUGCCGGGAGAGCAGCGCACCAGCCACCCCAGCCCGAGCCGCCGGGCAAUGCCGCGUCGUCGGCUGCCCCGGCCAGCAGCGGAGCACUCGACGGCGCCACGACCAAGGACGGUUUGCUAGCGGUAGGUGGCGCGGACGGUUCGCAAGCGGUAGGUGGCGCACAGCUUUCGACUCCCUUCACAUCUCCCCUGUACCUGCUGAGCUGCGACGGCUCUGUGGGCAGCUUCUCGGUGUUCACCUUCCCUAGCCCCACGGACGACUCCGACGAUGAGACGGAAGACGUGUACUCGGAGGUGGAGGAGUUUGAGCUGGUCGAGAGGCCACAAGUGGUGGUGACCGAUCACGGGCUGACCACCUCCCCCCACCUGCCGGUUGGCGGCUCAGACCCCAAAACUUGCGACGUUGGGGACAGGACACAGGAGGGCGACUACAGGAGGUGUCCCAUGCCCGAGUACCCCGCAGAGCCCUCCUACGUCCCGAUGCAUGGUUACCAGCUUCAACCGAACCCGCUUGUGCAGUCGUACCCUCCGUACUUCCCCUGCGCCACCUUCAAUGACCCCUGGUCUGCUUCCAAAAGAUUGCACCGGUGCUCCACGCUGGACAAUUUCUCCCAGGCUUACCAGGCUCAGGUCGGCAUGCCUGGGCCAUCUUACGUGCAGCAGACAAUGCUGCUCGGUCAUCCCAACGGUUUUCCUCACCUCCACCCACCUGUUGCUGCUCCUGACAACUUUUACGGUUUUCCCACUUUUUUCCUUCCGGUGUCCAAGUCUCCAGGUCUUUUGCAGACAUGCUGUCUGCCCCAGCCAUAUUCGCAACCUUUCCCAUCAGAUCAGCCUCCCCUGCAGCAAGCACCUUGUCAGCAUGGUCAACAGUAUGGAAAUUGUUACUACAUGGCUCACCCUCAACAGCAGGUGCCAGUGCAGUCUCUGCAGCAGCAGCAACAGCCGCAACAGCCGCCGCCUUGUCAGCAGGGCACAUUUAAUGGACUCCAGCAAGCGGCGCAGUCAGCGGUGCAGGCAGCGGCCUACAUGCAGCAGCAAGAUGUGCAGUCUGAUCACACGUCACAGAUCUACAUGUGCACCCAGCCACAAGAGGCGAGCGCUGCCCAGCUGAGCACCAGCGAUGCCCCCAUGACCCCCGCUCGACUCGCGCCGUUGAGCGGCGUCGCCACCGCCGCUGGGCAGGACACUCCGGUGCAGUGCGCCGUGGGACUCGCCGACCCGGCUGUUCGGCCGCACUGCCCCUCAUUGCACCCUCCGCUGCCGCCGCUGCCGCCGCCUCUGCCUCCGGCCACCGACGCCGGCCAUCUUCAUCGGUUGCCGUCGGCUCCUCGAACUGCGCAGACGACGCAAGCGCCACUCGCGGAUCAACUGAUGGUCUCCAUUGACACGCAGACGCAGACCGUGAUUUCACCCUCGCUGCCAACGGCUCACGAAGUCGGCCCUGAGAUUCAGUCAAAAGUGACUGCUGGCAUCGAUACUGCAUCCGCCGUUGACACGGGAGGUGUGGUGCCUCCUGAGACGAUGCAGUUUCGUGACGCAACUCUGGACGUCCCCGUGCAGAGCGCGACGGACGUGGCGCCCUUAUACCCCAUGCCGAGCGGUCAGGAGCACGACGCCACACGGGGACUUCCGGCCCAGCCUCCACGACAGGUACAAGAAGAGGUGUCCAGCUCUGGUGUCGAUAACCCAAGUGAAAUGAAUGAAGCACAGAUCGCCCAAGGAUUAACUAUGAACGAGAGCAUGGCCUCCGACGCCACGUCCGCUAAAGAGCUGAGCGAGAACGAGACGACUGGCGGAAGCAGCAGAGUGGACGGCAGACACGCGAGGAGAAUUCGCAGGUCCAAUCGCAAGUCCCGGCAGGAAAAGUCUGUCAAGCCACGCGUCACCAUUCUCAAUGUUGCAGAAGAGGGAGAUAAGGUCGUUGAAUGCCAAAUGGAAACGCACAACCACAAGACGGUCACCUUUCAAUUUGAGCCAGAUUAUGAUGACCCAGAGGAGAUUGCGGAUUACAUGGUGGUGAACAACUUCAUACUGGAUUCGGAAAAGGAGAUUUUCACGGAGCAAAUUAAAGAUAUUGUGGAGAAGGUUGACGAGAUGAACAUCUGGCCGGUGAACGACGGAGACUGCACGGAGAGUCUUGAUGGCACCAAUGCCGAUGGGGAAAAAGAGCCCACCAAACACCAAUGCAAGCAUUCGUCAAUGAAGACUCCGGGUUCACUUACCUGUGGAGAAGCCACAAGACGCUCCACAGUGGUUCGCACGGGAGGCCGCAAGUUCAUCGUGAGCCCAGUUCUUGAGAGUCAGCUGGAAGACAUCGGCAUUGAAGCAGACUCGACAACAGAUGUAUUUCCCACAGAGCCCUGGGUACCUGAAGCUACAAAUGAAAACAGUGAGUCAUCGCUGACUCAUUCACUCGUCAGUAUACCAGGGGGUGGAAACGAUGUCAGAGCGGGGCUGUCCAACUCGGACUCGGUCGUCAGCUUGAAACGGAUGUUCGACGAGAUGAGGAAGGGCUGCCAGCUGUCCGAGAGCCCCAGCACGGCACCGCCGACUUUCCAAGCCGGCCCCCCGCCCUUCCUCCUCCUCUCCAGUCCCUCCGUAGAAAAUGACGCAGCACAGCACGAGCUUUUCAUAAGCGUUCCCAGCGCCGUCUGCCGAGAGUCGAUCGCGGAUGGCGUGGCAGAAAUGCCGUCGCCCGAAGUAUGUGCCGCUCGGGCAGAGGGGGGCGGCGGCGGUGGCGGCGGUGGCGGCGUGGCGUCGGUUCCGUGCGGCGCUCCAGACCCGUCCCUCCCUGUAGCUCCUCCGCCGGCAGAGCAGCAGCACGCACGGCAGCACUCGAGCGCCCACGUGCAGGUUCCCAUGUCCCUGGCCAUUACUGUUUUGGAAGCCCCUGUCGCUGCACUGAAUGCGACGCCCCCCUUGGCCGUGAGCUCCUCUGGCUUGGAGCCAUCCCCGUCGUUUGAGCACCAGCCGUGCGCGUUGAUGUUGGCCGUAACCCCGGGUAACGCCACGUUGCCGUGCGCACCCGUUCAGCCGCCCCAGUCCGGGCUGCCGGUAGCGGCCGACUCCCCCAUGGUCUCCCCAGGGAGCAUCUCGUACUCGGCUGUCGCGGGCGACGCGCAGACGCACGUCGCUCAAGCGAACUCCCAGACCGUGGAGUCGCAGCAAAUCAAUAGCGAGGUGUACACAUCCACAUCUGAGCCGGACACCCCCAAGGUGCCCACCCAGGCCGGUAAUAUUAAGGACUUGGAUGAGAAGCUGAGGACCCUGUUUCAGGACUCGUGCAGCUCUAGCUCGUCUGUGUCGUCUGCGACGUACGGCGAUGGCCAGAAAGAUGUAGCGGCCAGCGUCUCGGAAACUUGCGGCGCUGAGCAAGGCGGCGCAGAGUCGCCGAGCAAAACCACGGGCCUCCCCCUCCCCGCCGCCGCCACUUCUGCUGCUGCCACUAAUGCCGCCGCCGUUACGCCAGCCGGCACGCCAGCCUGCCAGCAGGACGCGACCCCGUUCCCGCAUGCCGCACUCGGAAGUGUUGCCUUCCCUCCCGCCCUAGCUUCGGCAGAGGAGUCUCUUCUGCCUGCAUUUCCCGACCAAGCUUGCAACCGGCCCCCAACCCCACCGACCUCGUCCCUUCCCAGUGGUGACCCUGCUGGAUUGCCUUUCCUUCCUGCCUGCCGUUCCCGAGCUCAUUCCCUUUCUCCGUACGAACCUGCUGUUGGUGGGGAAUCUGGAGGUAUUGGUCUGGAUGAAUUUUCACAACGAUACAGUAUUUCAGAUAAUGAAAUGGCGGCGGUACGCGGGCGAGAUUCCCAAGCGAGUGCGGGCGUGCAGUUGCGCCCGUCUGAAGCUCGCUUCGACGAGCGCCUCCAACCCGUCGUCAAGCUUGGGCGGUUUCAGGUGAUUCCAGUGGCAGUGGAAACCCCGCAGGAAGUGCAAACCGGCACCAAGGCGACUGCGGACCCUGGAUCGGCGACAGUCGUUCCUUCCGUUGAAGAAAUGGAAAUGGGGCAAGCGCUGCGUAGACACAGCGUGGAUGAGCACACCGCCGCUGACGGGAGCGGGAAGCUCGCUGCCGUUGGCGCGCAGAUGGACGCGACCGCUGCCAGGGCCCCCGAUUCCCACUCGGCAAACUCGGACCAACGAGAAAAUCGUCGCGCAGGCUUAGAGAAUUCGGCGCCUUCUCCCGUGCCCUCGAACUCGUCGGCGUGCCACGCCGAGGAGCAGGAUGACGGCAUCGCCGCGGUGCGAGCGGCGACGGCGCCCUCGAAAAAGGGGGUGGUUUCAUUCCAGCCGAUGGUCUCCGUCAUUCCAGAGCAGAGUGCACCCGGAGGCAAGGAUGACAAUGAUGAAAUGUACGCAAGCCUCGAGCCUCGCUCUGCAAGGAUGGCGGAGCACCCCUACCAUGAAGCCAGGGACUCGUCCGACGAACAGCGGUCGCCCUAUUUAAGCAGCGACUUGGACUCGGAUCCCGAUGAGGGAGACCUAAAGAAGGAGCUGCAGAAACUUCGGGAGAGGCACCUGAAGGAGCUGUCGGAGCUCCAGACGCAGCAGAGGAGGGAAAUGGAGAAGCUUUACGAGCACCUCGGGCGACUCCCGCCCACCCCCGCGGGACUGCCACAGCUGGUGCCACCUUCCGGCCGGCGGUGGCGCAACGGCAAGGGCGCGCGGACGGUCAGGGCUGGAAAAUUUCCACCAGGAGGAGGAGUAGGCAGAGGCGAGCAGGCGCAAGCCACCGUGCCGUCGCCUGCCAGUGGCACGAUGGGGCCCUCCUCGGCGUGCGGCACGGCGGGCACUUUGCUGGUGGACGCCGUCACCAGCCCGCUGGCGGCGGCGCGGCCGGAGCUGGGCACGUGCCUCGCGGGCGUGCAAACCAAGCAGCCGAAGGCGCUGAGGCCCGCAGCGGCCGCUGCCGCCCCCGAGCAGGAGUGCGUCCAGAACGCCGUACUCGGUGACGCAUCGUUUUCGGGUCACGGUGGCAGCAGCCAAGGUUGGACACUGUUCCGCAAACCCUCCGAGAAAGUCGCCAAUAAAUCUAGUAGCAAACCUCGUGCCAGAUUCAUCAGUGGAUCCAUGUCCUGGUCUAUCUGGAACUCCCUAAGACGGUUUUGUCUAGGGAAAGAUCGCAGUAGAUCAAGGAGCUUCAGCGCCAACCAGCACGGCGGGCAAGCACAGGCUGCAGCUGCGGCGGCGGCGGCAGCAGCAGCAGCAUCCCCGGGCAACAAGAAGGGCACCUUCACCGAUGACCUGCACAAGCUCGUUGACGACUGGGCUAAGGACGCCACCAGCAGCACCAACAGCAGCAUCAAGACAAAGCUCGCGCAGAGCCGGCAGGAUACGGCGGGCGGGCGGCCAAAGCCUUGCCAGUCAGAGACUUCCCCCGUCGUGGUGAUGCCUCCGGUCAUGCGCAAACUCUCGGCGCCGGCACAGCUGGGCCUGCAGGUUGGGGUGGUGGCGUCCGCUUCUCCGCACUCCCCUCCCUUGGCCACCGCGGCCUGUGGCCUCGGCGGCGGCAGCUGCCCCGGGUCGCGGCCGCCCGCGACCCCCUACUCGUCGCCUACGCCCAUGGCCCCACUUCUCUGCGUGCAGUACGGUGCGCCGCAGGGCACCUACGGCGGAGCGGUGGGCGUGGGCUGGGCCUCGUGUGCGCUGCCGGGCGGCCAGCAAGCGUCGGCUGCGCCCUCGCAGGCGGUGGCGCAGUAUCAGCCGAUGGGGAACGGAGGGGUUCAGUCGUUCCCCGUGUACGUGGCUGCCCCAAGUUCAAGCCCAAACAUGCGAACAACAUGAACGAGCAAGAGAGAGGAGAGUCCCCCGCGGCUAUUCCCCCCGGGUUGAAGUUGAUUUAUUACGUCAAGUUGUUUUUUUUUAUUAUUAUUAUUACAUUAUCACGAGUAGCGGGACCGGUGUAUAUAUUUGCGCUGCAAUUUGUAACGUUCCUAAUGCGCGCUUGUGGAAGCGUUGUUGUGCGAGUGCACCUUAGUUUCCCUGUGCAAGAAAAUGGCUGAACAAAAAAAAAGAGCAAUAUGUUAGACGAACUAACGGUGGAGAGUUGCGCCCGAUCGUUGGUGGGGUUUUUGUUGUUGUUGUCCUAACCGCACGUGUGCAAAUCAAAACACUUUCACAUUGUUAGAGGAUGCAUGAGACAGCAUUGUAAACGUAUUUUUUUUUUCCUUUGAAGGGCCCCUUGUAACUGUUUAUUUUUCGUGAUUAUCCUUUUAAUUUCUCAAAAUAAAAGCAACAUGUUUUCAGCGUUUGCGAGCAUCCAGAUGCAUAAUUGCGAUGAAAUGUAAAUUACGUGUAAAAAAAACAAAAACAAAGGACAAAUGUUGAAAUGCUUCCUAGGUCAACCCAAAACCCCGUAAUUUUGGAAUAGAGUGCCUUGUGUUUUGCUCUGAAGCCAUUGGGAACGAUAGGUGGCAGGUGUAAAUGGUAGGUAAAAAGCCAAGACCUCAGACUGUGAAAAUGCUCAAUGUUACCGUUCGCUCGUAAAAAAAAAUAAACAUGAAAGAACAAAGAGGUAAAAACAAAGCCUAUUGUGUGGCCAAUCACUUUGGAACAAUCGUACAACCUUGAUUUUGGGCAUUAUUUUGGCACUAUGAAGAUUGCGCUCAGACUAAAUAAAUAAAAAAAGGUCCUUGCAAUGUGGUGGUGCCUUGCGGAUGCAUGACUGAAAGCUGUACAUUGCAUUUGUGUAAGAAGAAGAACAAAGUGUGUACGUGCGGAAAAAUUGUUCGUCCCCCAUUGGGAAAAAAUGCGCACGCGUUUUGGUGGUGGCGUUGUUCGUUGUAAGACAAACAGAUUUGAGUGUAGGGGCAAGGCAUUAUUUUUACUGCAACCUCGCUGAAAGACGAGCGAUAAAUUAUGGAAAAGAUGAUCACAUAUGAUUCCCAUUUUGAUGACAGCAACUUGAAUUUUUAGAAUUUUUCAGCCCCGCGUACGAAUUGGCGAACGUUAUCCGAUGUUGAAAUUGUAAGUGAUUGGGUCGGGGGGGGGGGGGUUCCCUCCUCCCACCCUGUCGGUUGACUACAAUGCCUACUCGUGUGUGUGUGUGUUGUGAUUUGUUUUUUAGCCACAGUGUCAUAUGGGCUUAAAGUAAAGUUGCACUGUGUUAAAAUGAAAUGUGUGAAAAAAAAUACCACCGAAAACUAAAAUAAGAUACUUGAAAAAAAUAAUACACUUGUUUACCCCCGCUCACAAAAUGAAACCGAUGUAGCUACCUUUUAAAUAAGUACUCGUAGGAGGCUUUGCUGUAGUGUACGUCACAACUUUAUAUCAGUGUUAUGAAGAAACUGUGAAUAGUGGUUCUCUUCCCUUGAAACAUUUGCACAUUUUCUUUCCCCUUGCAGGAAAUGGUAUAACCAUUGACCUACAAUCCUGCAAAUGGAUUGUGUUUUACUCUUUAACGUUUCUUUAGACCUACUAUUUAUAUAUAUAUGCUUACAUUACAACCUUAUUUUUUCCCACUAGCUGAAAUUUCAUCUUUAACGUAGAGCAGAGCUGAAACUGAUAUGACCACUUGUUAAUGCUGAGACCACUUAAUGCUCAACCUUUAGUGUCAUCACUGUUCUUUUGGUCCUAUGGAACUCAUCUCUGAAACUUUGCACUUCCCAAAAAUGUUUGCAUUCUUAAACCCCCUUAGAAUUACUGUCCAAAUUUGUAUCUCCUGAAUAACAAUAAGUUUUCAAAGUUAUUAUUCUAUCAUGUGUCUGUAAACACAUAUGCAAUUCCUCCACAAAAGCCUAAGAAUAUUGAUGGAAGCUGCGUUUUGCAAAUAAUUAUCAUAAUUCAGUCCGUGAACGCCACUGUAUGCAAUAUUUAACUUUAAAUAUUUGCUAAAAGGGGGUGGGUGCUGUGGAUAUGGUUAAUGCACUGCGCUACAAGCCCCAGUCACCAGAGUUUGAUUCCCGGGCAUGGCUAACAGUGGCGAAUGGUAAAAUAGCCAGUUCUUGGACCAGGUUCCCCAGAAUGGUCAAAACAACUCCCAUGACCGACACGGCAUGGGAAUGAUCUUCAUCCAGCCGUGUAUUUGAGAUGGGGUUGUAAAUGAUUAAUAUAUGCUGAAAACACUCUUUUACAACAAAAAAAAUCACCUAUUCAACUCAAGUGUUUAAAAAUUGACAUGAAAUAUUGGCUUGUGCAUCAUAGAGUUAUUAGGACUACAAGAACACUGGUAGGGUCACGCGAGAAUGCAUUUGCUUUCACCGUGGUGGAUGUGCAAUGAUGGGUUAACGGAGAUGUGUUUUAACUGUACGUUCCCCUGUAGAGAUGUAAACCACUUGUUUGUAUGUAUGUUGAACUGCUUUUGCAUCGGACGUAGCCACUUGUGCUCAUUGGAGGUGCGGGGGAAGGAUGACAAGCUAAACUGCGUCGAACGUUGAGUAGAAGGCAUGGGGCUUGUAUGUAUAUGUUUAACAACAUGCCUAUAAUAGCUUAUUGUGUAAUCUUGGCCAGAACAAGCAAGUCAAGUCAGUCUUCUAGAUUUGGAGUAGUUAAUUUAUGUACGUAUGAAAGACGAAAAAUCCUGGCCUUUGUGCCAUUGUAAAGGGACCCGCAAUCUAACUUAAAGGCAUAAGCUUGCACUAGCAAUGUGUGAAAUUGUCAAGUUUACGUCCUUUGGCUUCUGCAUGCCUGUAUAAGCUGUGGCCAUUUUAUUAGACAAUUUUCUACACCAUCCAAGCUGUAUUUACCAGCAAUACCUGUACGUCACACCCUGUAUGCAAGUGGUGUUUUCCCCAAUUUUUGUGUAAAACGGAAUUCUGUCUUAGAGCACCUAAAUGCACAUUUUGCAAAUCAAAGUUUUUGUGUUCCAUUUAAGGCAUAUAUUCUAAUAUGCUUGUGUAGCUAAAUUUUGACUCAAAACUUUCGUGACUGCAGAGAAUUCAUAUUCUUUGGUUCUUUCGGUAAAGUCACGUGUCUACGUGACUUUACCGAAAGAACCAAAGAAUAUUUGUGUAGCUACUAAAGUGCUUUUAUUGUUUACAUAUUUCUCUGUUACCAACAUUGCUCGUACCUUUAAUACAACGUUUGUUGCUUUCUCACCACUCUCGGUUGAACAAUGACAAAGUUUGAAAUUCUGUACUUUAGCUUUGUCCUGAUGUGGAAUACCCCCCCCCCCACCCCCCCCCCCCCCAUUUGAACCUUUGUGGUUUUCAGAAAUUGUCAUUCGAUAACAAUUGUCGAAAUAAAUGACCGAGUUGCACCUGU
Molecule: messenger RNA, 12029 nt
Organism: Petromyzon marinus (sea lamprey)
Lineage: Eukaryota; Metazoa; Chordata; Hyperoartia; Petromyzontiformes; Petromyzontidae
Source: RefSeq, a predicted model, not a curated record